Molecule: messenger RNA, 1743 nt
Organism: Clonostachys byssicola
Lineage: Eukaryota; Fungi; Ascomycota; Sordariomycetes; Hypocreales; Bionectriaceae
Source: the annotation of a GenBank genome assembly
AUGGACGUGAUUGACGACAGGCUGAAGAAUAUUGAAGAUGCCCUCGUCAAUCUAUCGGCCGCCUCAUCCGCCCCAGGAUCCGCAGAGCCCAGUUCAGACAUAGACGUCCUCAGCACAACGUGGAGCGACCCAGCCAGUGGCGAUGACCUUCGUCCCAACGGCGAUUACACGCUUCGGAUGCAGACUCUACAGGCCAGUGAUUUUCUGGAGCAUGCAGUGGCGCAAGGGCGGGUACGGGAGCGCAACCCAAAUGUGCAUUCCGCCCUGACCAAAUUAAGAGAGCUUGUGCAAGGACAACGACGAUGGUCGACGAGUCUCGACCAGCGGUUUCCCAUGCAGCGUCCAGUCCCAGAUGGAGGCCUACAAAACCUACCUCUGCCUCCGUAUACUGUUGCCAUGACUCUCCUCAAGGAAGCUCAAACUGGAGGUCCUACCAUGUUUGUUUAUAACUCCGCCCUAGUCGGCAUCACAGACUUAUCGCAACUUGCCGGUGCUACCUACAGCAGCCCUCAUACAGCCACCCAUGCCCAGUUGACAGUCGUGAAUGCCAGCCUGUUCGCUCUUUUCUCCGAGCAGGGGUCAAAUACAGCCAAUCUGAGGCUCAAGGAAGAAUACCGAUCUUACGCCCAACUCUGUCAGGCGAAUCUGGACACCCUCAUCAAGCACAUCCCUCUAUUUCAGCCAGCAAAAGUCAUCAACAUACAGGCCCUCCUCCUGGCUGUCUCGUACUCGGUGGACAUGUGUUGGCCCGCCGUCGCCUGGCAGCUGAAUGCACAAGCCGUCCAGCUCUGCCAAGAUGGAGGCUUCCACCGAAUAGAGUGUAUGGACAACGACGCGGAAAUGACACGGAUCAAGUCGAAUCUGUUCUGGCAGGCCUUCGUGUUCGACAAAGCCCUCAGCUUGAGGCUUGGGCGCGCGUCUGUUGUUGCGGACUGGGAUAUCACCAUCCCGAAGAAGCUUGAUUUGGCGGCGUGGGACCAACUCAAGAAGGCGGACGUGCCCAAAAUUUGGCUCUUGACAAGUCCAAUUCGGUCGCGCACCUAUGAGCAAUUGUAUAGCAAGGAGGCAAUGUCAGCAUCGCCGAUGGAGCUGCUUUCACGAGCCAGAGAACUUGGAAACGAAUGCAUGGCCAUUGAAAAGGAGAUAUUGAAGCUGGAUGGAGAUUCCUCAUCACAGUUCAAAUCCGCUUCAGAUCCAUCUGACCUCAUCAAUUUGUUUGUUGUGAGCAGCAAAGUGCAGUUUUAUGUCAUGUCGACGUUCGUGCAUCGGGUCAUCCCAGCACCCGAGGGCUCUGGUAGUCAAUUUUCUAAUGAAUGCCUCGAGUCGUCGCGGAAUGCGAUCAAGUGCCACCUCAAUGGCCUUGGAACUCUUGGCGAUAGUUCAUAUCUAAAGCAGACGUAUGUUAGCUGGACAAUGAUGUUGACCCCAUUUGCCCCCUUCUUCAUCCUCUUCUGCCAUGUUAUUGAACGGGUGGAUAUUGAGGAUCUCAACCUUCUCAAGGCAUUUGCGGAGUCGUUAGAUAAGCUGAAGGAAGCAUCAGAUACAGCACAAAAGCUCUUUAGCCUAUGCAAAACCAUGUGCGAUGUUGCAUGUGCGUACCACGAGGACAUUUGGCAGGGUGAUCAGGAUGGGGCACUCAAUCAUGAGACUUUCGACUUUGCGACUGGUACUCACGUUGAGCCUAGGGGCACCUCGGGCACCGCAGAUCUGAUGACAUCUGAUUCAACCCCUUAUGACGUCUGA